UUGCAGUGGACGAUGCAAGUGGUAGAUACUCAAGUGGAUGGUUUUGGGGAAACAAUUACUGGAUUGGAUCCCAAAAUUUGUGUGAGCAUAUUAAUCCAAAAAAGCAGAUAAUCAUAAUUUCGCAAAAUCACUCCAGAUCAGCGAGAGCUGCCGAAGCGUCUUUAAAGCCACAAAGCCCUGGUUUAACGAUGGGGUAUAUACCAGGACCAGUAAUGUAUAUCAAUGGACCUCCCUUUCCAGUCUCUUUCUUCAAACUAAGAUUGCAUCUCAACUCUAGCUUUACUACAGAGGAAAGAAUUCUCCACAUCGGAUUAUGUUUGCCACAUGCUUGUUCUGCUAAUGAUGCUCAAAAAAUUAUGGAAGAGACGUCAUCAUCUGCUGCUAAUAUUACUGUAAAAGUGGAGCAAGUUAGAUCUGAACACAAUAGAUAUAAUUUCUGGACAGAUUCCACUUUCAUUGCCUUAGGGGUUACCACUGUUGCAGUUGUUUUCAUGCUGAUUAUGGGUACGGCGUUUGAUUACUAUUUGGAGCAUCUUAAAAAGUGUAAUAUGAAAGAUAAAAAUUUCUCUCACUUUAGUAAACAGCUUGACAUGGCUAUGCCAGAUUUAAAAGCAAAGAAUGGGCUUUAUGUGGUGAACAACAAUAACACUACAAAUUGUAGCAAUGAUGAUCACAGCCGUAGCAUAGAUAUUAAUAGUAGCAACCCUUCAAAACCGCGUGAACCUCUUAUGAGGUUUAUUUUUAAGGAACUGCUAUUAUCAUUCUCAGUUAGGAUAAACAUGAGCUAUAUAUGUGACCAAACUGUUGGAAGCGACACCAUAUCAGUAAUUCACGGUUUUAAAAGCCAUAAGUAUGGCUUGGGUUAUUUUAGGUCAUACAUGCAUUGUUAUUUUCAAAUACUCAGAUAAUAUGGAAUAUAGAAGAAUUGUACAGAAAGAGUUCCUCUUUCAAACAGUCACCAACGGAACAUUCAGCGUGGACACUUUUUUCUUUUGCAGUGGUCUUUUAGUCUCUUUUCUCUACUUUAGAACAAACGCUAAAGGAAAAUUAGAUUCCUUAAAUAAAGGUAACGGAUUCAUAGCAGGGAUACUACACUUCCUGGGAUUGGUGUCUUACAGGUUUGCUCGAUUGACAUUCCCCUAUUUAUUUACUCUUGGGGUAGUUGAAGUUAGUAUGAAAUGGUUUGCUUACAACUCAGUAUUUGAACCUCCCACCAAUGACCACAUAAACUGCCCAAAUUAUUGGUGGAGGAAUAUUCUUUACAUUAAUACACUAUUUCCAGUCGACCAAAUGUGUAUGCUAUGGAGUUGGUACCUUUCAGAUGACACACAAUUUUAUGUAGUUGGAGCUGUCAUAUUAAUUUUGGCCACAAGUCACUUCAAAAGUGCUGCAGCUUUGUUAAUCACGUUCAUGGUGAGUUCCUGGAUGACAACCGGCUAUAUAGCUUACAGCAAUAGCCACAUACCUGGCUCUGAUGAUCCUUUAGCGCUGUUCGACAAAAUUUACGACAAACCCUGGACACGAUUAGGACCAUAUUUGAUUGGAAUGUGUACUGGAUGGUUGCUGUUUAAAAAAAACUGCAAGAUUCAAAUGUCAAAGCUCGUUUUAAUCACCGGUUGGACUUUAUCUAUUGGAGUUUUAUUAUCCCUAGUUUAUGGUUUAUAUGAAACUAAAUUGAAUCCUUGGUUGGGAGCUACUUACAGUUCAUUAAGUCAUUCUGCAUGGGCUCUGUCAUUGGCUUGGAUUGUGGUCGCCUGUAUGACCGGAUAUGGAGGUGUGGUCGAUAAAAUCUUUCAGCUACCAUACUCUACCCGUUCAGUCGAGUAACCUACUGCGCCUACUUAGUCCAUCCCAUAGCGAUCAGAGCUAUGGUGAUGUGUAUGGAUGGACCUCUACAUCUCGGCAGUAUAAUCACCAUAAUCAUUUACCUCGGACAAAUGAUGCUCUCGUAUAUCCUAUCGUUCUUCGUCUCAGUUGCUUUUGAAGCGCCACUUGUCUCAAUGUUGAGGAUUAUUACCAAAGUUGUAACAAUGAGGAAGCCUUUACCUAUUAAUAGCAAUAACAACAAUAACAAUAAUAUGAACGUAGUGUCUCAAUAA
Messenger RNA from Diabrotica balteata, 2099 nucleotides. Lineage: Eukaryota; Metazoa; Arthropoda; Insecta; Coleoptera; Chrysomelidae. The record is from the annotation of a GenBank genome assembly.